This is a messenger RNA of Lathyrus sativus (Indian pea), 273 nucleotides long. NCBI's taxonomy places the organism in Eukaryota, Viridiplantae, Streptophyta, Magnoliopsida, Fabales, Fabaceae. The record is from the annotation of a GenBank genome assembly.
AUGAACACGAGUACAAACGACCACCGGCACGAGUUAUGGAAUAGCGUGAAAAUCUCGACAGCAGAUUGUGAUGGGUUUGCGACGGCUAUACAAGUUGAAAGUUGGAUGUUCGGAGCUUUCAACAGUUUAUCAUUCUUAUCUCCAGAGUUGGUUUAUCUCGAUAAGUCAUUAAGUUGUCGGCAUUCAUUGAAUAAAAAUGUCGUGAAUGAGGUUGUUGUAUGGUGUAACGACGAGGUUGAUGGCCUUGGUAUGGUGGUGAGUAAUUUGAAAUGA